Cryptococcus wingfieldii CBS 7118 is the source of this 3906-nucleotide messenger RNA. RefSeq lists its product as hypothetical. The transcript is spliced from 4 exons. Lineage: Eukaryota; Fungi; Basidiomycota; Tremellomycetes; Tremellales; Cryptococcaceae. The coding region runs from base 1 to 3906 and encodes 1301 amino acids. The record is from RefSeq and is a predicted model, not a curated record. Gene Ontology annotation, molecular function: DNA-binding transcription factor activity, RNA polymerase II-specific; RNA polymerase II cis-regulatory region sequence-specific DNA binding; protein binding. Gene Ontology annotation, biological process: regulation of transcription by RNA polymerase II.
AUGUCCGCCGCCGACCACCACUGGCAGCCCCCCGCCCCCUCCCUCGCCGCCCUCCCCGUCGACACCUCCAAGACAGACCCCACCCCCGCCUACUACAAGCUCCAGUUCGGCGACGAGCUCACAGGCUUCUCCUACUAUGUCAGGACGCUGACCGUCGUCAUCGGGAGGAACUGUGAACGGACGGCGCCAGUCCCCCCGCCCGCCAUCACAAACCCGAGUGUACCGACAAAUCCGCCUCUAGAUCCCAACCAACCAUCUCCCCCGGUAUUCACCUCGAGCAUCCUCCGUACACCCCCUGUUGCCGACUUUCCCUCGCCCCCCACGAACCAGCCCCUCGAAGCAGGACCGCCAUCGCCCAAGGUGCGGAUGGAGGACUAUGGGCCUCUGGUGGAACUGGCGGAGGCGGUGCAGAAUGAGGAUAUCGAUAUUUCGCAGAUGGACGAACCGAUCCCAUCUGCGGAUGCCUCGCUGGACCCUUCGGUCAAGCUCGAACCAGGCCUUGACGAUUCGCUCUCCGCGCCACCGCCUCCGCCACCACCACCCAAAGCGGACAACAUCAAUCAUGUCGAUGUCGAUUUAGGGCCACUCAAGUCGGUCUCUAGAAAUCAUGCCAAGAUCGAGUAUAGUGCGGAUUUGGGCAGGUUUUGCCUAGAGAUAUUAGGAAGGAAUGGGGCGUGGAUAGAUGAUAGGUAUUUUGUGAAAGGCUCCAUCGUCCCUCUUACUCAAGGCUCGCAAAUCCAGAUCGCGACCCGUAUCUUCUCCUUCGUCCUCCCUCCCGCCCACGCAGAGUCUCCCAACUAUGACUAUUACAACAAUCCCGUCCCUGAGAAUGUUGAGAAUCUCCCCUACCCUUACAACUUGCCCGCCGACGAAGUUGGUUAUCAAGAGUUCUUUGCCGAAGCCGGCCCUGGGCCUGCGUCUGCCGCUGCGAUGGCAGCCAGACAACCCCCCGCAUUCAAUGCAUUUGCUGCGGCAGAUGGGUAUGGCCUUGGGCUCGGAUUUGAAGGGGAGAAUACGUGGGGUACGUGGAGUGAGGCAGACAGCGAGAAUGAGAGUGAUCAUCAGGAAGAGCGGCCUGAUUACGAGGGCGAGUGGGACGAUGAAGAUGCUGCUGAAGAAGAGCAAGAAGAAAGCGACGAAGACGACGUCGAGGAACUGGAAGAAGACGAUGAUGACGAGGAUGUCUAUGAGGAGGCGCCGAAACCUCGGCAGACAGUCAAGUUAAAGCUCAAAAAGCCGACGGUCAUCUCCGGGGCAGAUGAUUCGGACCUCUCGUCAAUCGAGAGUGAACCCGAGAAGCCUCUCAAAAAGACCAAGAAGCAAACAUCUAGUGUCAAGAAGCAGGCUUCGACCAAGGCGACAGCUUCAGUUCCGGAGAGGCGUGGCUCGGAAACGAGUACAAAGGCUGGUAAACAACCUGCCAAGGCGGCAAAGGCGAAAGCAGCGGCGGCGGCCAAAAAGGAGAGCAAGUCGAAGAAGAAGGCGAGGGAAGCGGCCAUGGAGAUUGAGGAGAAGGAGACUUCAGCUUCAGUGCCACCGCCCGAGAAUAAAUCCGCGACGCCUUCCAAGAGCAAGUCGAAGAAGUCCUCAAAGCCCGAGGUUGAAUCUGCUUCUGUCGUUGGAGACGAUAAGCCUACGCCGCAGAAGAAGGAAUCGAAGAAGAAGAACAAGCCAGUACCUGCUGAGCCCAAGAUCUCGAAACGCUCCCCUUCUCCAGCGGCUAGAGGUCCCACACCAGCGACAGCACCUGCCGCCCCUCCUCCCGUCCCAACUCUUGCAGCUGCACUCGCAUCUACGCCUACUCCCACUCCUCCUCCCACAGCCCCUGCACCUCAGCCUGCUCGACCUCCUCAGGGUCUUCGUAUGCCCGGACAAGCACAAUCAGGCUCGCGUCCCCCAAGUCAGCAGGCGGCUCGUCCCCCCAUCCAACCCGGGGUACGUCCCGUGGGCCCCAUGUCCCAAGGCAUGCCUGGUCAAUCUGUACGUCCGGGGCAGCCCAUGUCUCAAGUCAGACCCCCUUCCCAAGGGAUGCCGAGACCUCCACUUGGCAACAUGUCUCGCGUCCCUCCAGCUCCCGUCAACACUUCUCCUCAACCCCAUCUGCCAUUCUACCUCACAGAGCUGAUCGAAACGCCCGGAAGGCCGGGACAUAUCAUCGUAAACGUCCCGAUCCCUCCGUCCGGUGCUGGGCCUCGUCCACCACCCGGGCCUAUACUGGGCUUGGACGGUAAACCCUUCAUCGGCCCUCCUCCACUCAAACCGACUGCCACGUUUGCUACAAUCAUCCACAAAGCUCUCAGCUGCCUGCCGAGAGGUCGAGGGACGUUGGGAGAAGUGUGUAAUUGGGUAGCGGGCGAGUGGGAGUGGUUUCGGCUGAAUGUCGAUUCAGGAUGGCAGAAUUCUAUCAGACAUAACCUAUCUCUCAACAAGGCGUUCCUCAAGGUCCCUCGUAUCCCCGAAGACGACCCCGAGUCCAAGGGCUCCGUGUGGAUUAUUGAUCCAUUGGAGGGACCGUUGUUUGUGGAAAAGCAGAAGAAGGAUGCGAUGAAGAAUGCGAGCAAGGAUAAGAAUGUGGAGAGUAGGCGCGAGAAGGAGCGGAUCAGGGCGGAAGAGAGGGCAAAGAAGCAGCGAGAGGCGGCGAUUGAGGCGAGCCGUCAGCCAAGACCACAUCAACAGAGUCUUCAACACCCCACUCUGGCGAGGGCUAUGCCGCCAAUGGCUAAACCAACCGUGAGACCACAACCUUCGGCGCCCGUCUCUCAAGCACCAUCCGCCGCUCAACCAAUCAGUGCCAACGCCAAGGGUGUCCUUCAGCCCAAAGCACCGAUCGUGGUGGUCAUGCAGCCCAUCACGCCUGCUCUGCGGGCAACAUCCGUCAUCUCUGCCACCGACUCUUCCGGCCAGCCUCUGCCGUUCGUAUGCGAUGGCACAACAUUGGUGUUGGACCGAGAUACGUUCGGUUAUCUGACAAGCGGGAUUCUCGCCAGUCUGACGUCGCUGGGCGCGGCGGGGGCUGUAGAUGUGUUGAGCAGUUGGAUCGUCAACAAGCGCAACAAACGGCCGACGCCAGCGUCAAAGCCUGGUCCGCCUACAGGAGCUGUGGGAGGGAAACCUAUGGGUAACCCUGUUGCAGGCGUCGUGCGUCCGUCGAACGGUGUUGCUCCAGGCGUUGCCCGACCUCCACUUGCUCCCCAGGCUGCAAAGCCUGCCGCACCUCCUGUCGGCCAACAGCGUCCCCCUCCUACAGCCGGAGCGGCUCCGCCCAGACCCGCCCAACUUCCUACUGCUCCUACUUCAUCCUCAGCACCAGCACCCAAACCGGGUGGCAACCCUCCUGUCAAAGUUACCGGCCCCGCUCCGCCAGGCACUUCCCUCACCAAAGUCAUUGGCAUGAUUGCUGCAGUUGCAAACGUCAAAGGCGAUGUCAAUAUCGUUGGGCCCAAUGCGAGCAAGCUGUUAAAGUAUAUCAAGGUGAUGGGGGUGCAUAUUGAUUUGAGGGUGGCGAAUGAGAUUUGGAUGACGGGGGUGAUACCGCCUUUGCCAGAGAAGAAGAAGGCGGGCGGUCCACCGGGGGCACCGGGAGCACCGGGGGCUGCGGCGAAGCCGGGUCAAGGUUCCCCGGGUCCAAGGCCCGUGCAGGGGCAAGGUGUCACUCCAGGAGCAAAGCCACCAAGCAAUGGGGCGCCUGUAGCGAGACCUACACCCCCAGAGGGCCAUCCUGCUCCUGGGGCGACGGCGGGCGUGAAGAGAAAGUUGGAAGAGAAUGGGGCGACUGGAGGGACGAUACAGAGUAAUGGUGUAGCUAGUAAUACGAAUAGUACGGGAUCGAACGGGGUCGCAGGAGGACAGGGGCAGAGUGGGGGCCAAGAAGCGAAGAAGCCGAAGCUAGAGACGUCGAAUGCGUAG